UAUAGGACAGCAUUCUUUGUGGCAGGGCUUCAGUUCGUCCACAGCUCAGCAGACAAACUCCCAGGCUGCACUUACAACUGCUGUACAACUAUUUGCUCCUGCGCUGAUUGUUGUCCACUCUGAUUUGCUCCUGAAGAGACCAAUUUUUUUUCUCCUGCCUGAGGAAGUCGGGAGCUCUGGACCUCGGUCAACACUAUGGAGUCAGCUAUGUCCAAUCAUUCAUUGGUCUGUGCUUCGGUGGAGACGACAGCUGAGAACACUUUAUUUGGAUGCUUCUACAUCCUGAUUUUCUUCCUGGCGCUGAACGGUAACAGCUUGGCCCUGUGGAUCUUCUGUCAUCAGCGUGGCGCUCCCUCUCCAGCUAAUGUCUUCUUGAUGCACCUGGCUGUGGCAGACUUGUCCUACGUGAUCAUCCUCCCACUGAGGGCCACCUACCACCUCACUGGGGGCCACUGGCCCUUUGGCGAGGUGCCCUGCAGAGUGGUUGGCUUUUUGUUUUACGUAAACAUGUAUGCGAGCCUGUACUUUCUGGCCUGUGUGGCUGCCGACCGCUACCUGGCUGUGGUCCAUGCUGUGAGGUCACUGAAGGUUCGUCGUGCUCGUUACGCUCACAUCAUCAGCUUCUCUCUCUGGGCCCUGGUCACUGUCUCCAUGUUGCCAUUGCUCGUCACCCACCAGACUCGAGAGGUGGAUGGUGUGACGGUGUGUCAGCAGCUGUACAGAGAGAAUGCUUCUCGUAAGGCGCUCAUCUCACUGGCUGUGGCCUUCACCCCACCUUUCUUCGUCAUCCUGUCCUGCUACCUGCUCAUCAUUCACAGCCUGCACCAGGGCUCCAGGUUAGAGCCAGCUAUCAAGCUGAGGGCCCUGCGGACCAUCAGUCUGGUAAUCCUCAUCUAUGUGGUCUGUUUCCUGCCUUAUCAUGUGAGCAGGGCCACCUUCAUCCUGGGGUACGGACACGUUGACACGUCCUGUCAGACACGCAGGGGCCUGAUGUUGGCCAACCGCCUCACCUCGUGCCUCACGUGUCUGAACGGUGCUAUGGACCCACUGGUGUACGUGUUUGGGGCCAAGAAGUUCCGCGGGACUCUAAAACAAAUGUUUUGCAAAGACAGGUCAGGAGUGUCAGGAGCCACCAGUGGAGAUUUAAAAGGAACACAUGAGAGCUCUGUGAGCGCCAAGUCAGAGUUCUGAGGGAUUUGAUCCGGAGCACUGUGUGGACUCAAUGCUUUUCCAACACAACCAAAAUUGGACUGACUGUUGCCUUUGCCUAAAAGAAGGCUGCGGCUUAUUCUGAAAUGAAGUUGAUGUAACACAGUUGCCUCUAUAGCCUGAAUUUAAAGCCCUGUUCCAGUGUCCACCCUGUGCCCAUUUUACAGAACCAUUACAAAUUUUAUCUGAAGUGAUCUGUGUGAAUGCAGGAAGGGGGAGAAGUCAUCACAAUAUGUGGAUUGAGACAGAGAUUUGUGAAAUCUAUUUAAACAUAACAAGUCAUAGUCAUUGGCCAGUAGAGUGUUUAUCAUAUUUUAUAUUCAAAGAUCCCAUUUUGUGGAAUGUGGGAAUCCCGUGUUUUACUACACUAUAAGACAAAUAAGUGCAAACAAGGUGUUUAUACUGUGUGAAUACUGUUUGUUUAUACUUGGUAUUUGUUCCAGCUCAUUCUGUGUUUUGUUGUGCCUCCAAAAUCCCACUCUUAUUUCUGUUUGAUUGUUGAAAAGUAUAAGUCAUAUGAUGUGACAGCCCUGAAACUUCAUGCAUCAUAGUCUGUGAGUAUGAAGCUGGUUGCUGGAAAUCGGCUUAAACAUCAUUCGGCUGAUUCUGCUUUUGCUACCCGGCGCUGUCAUCCAUCAACAGAGAAGUUAGUCCAAAAUAUAAAGCCAAAGUUUAUCCCAGAUAGGAGGAAAAGAAAGUAAUACUAUACUAAGAUACUAAGUAUGUACAUAGUAAACUUUUACUGCAUUUUUCAAGUUUUUAAUCCACUACACAUACACAUUAAUGUUUCUUAUCUUUAGUGUUUUUCAGUCAGUCCAACAUUUUAGUCAAGCUGUAAUUAUCUCCCAACUUUUAUAUAGAUUGUCCUUAAAAGACAUCCAUGAUGUAUUAGAGGAUUAUCACCAGUGCUUGAUUUGGGACCCAGAAAAAAGUUAAGUACCAGAUAGCCAAUGUUAGCUUGAUAAUGUUCCAAACUAUGACACCGCACAUUGUAAACAUUGUACGUGAUAAACAUAAGAUUGUUAGUUUUAGUGUUUCCCAUUAAUAACCUAGACAGUGGUGACCCGCUAUAUUCUUAUUAAUCCUCCCACAGUUUCAUAAUGAACCCAAAAUAUAUUUCAAUUGUCAUAAUAAUACAAGAGAUCUCAUACUUUGUGUUUUACUCCAUUGUUGUAUUGUAUAGCUGCAGAACUAGUACAGCACUAUUUGCCAUGUGCUCAAGCUAUCAGUCAUUAUGUAUUUACCAUACAUACUGUCAGACUUUCAGCUGCAGUUGUGGCGUACACUUAAUUACUCAAUUACAUACUUAUAUUUCGUUCUUUAGUCUGUUCACCUGUGACCUUUGUUCGUGUGCGUGAGCAACCCUGUUUCCGUCAAGGAUUUAUUAGUUCUGUACGAAACCCAGGUAGGGUAAUAAUAUUGGUAUUAAAAUUAGGUGUGGUCGGGUGUAUUACAAUCUCAAGGCCAUUGGACACAACAUAAACAGGGAGUCAAAGUUAUUUAAAGGGUGCAUCAUUAAGAUGGUAAUGUACGACCAGGUACAUAUACUCUUCUUGUGACACACUUUCACUUUUUAUUCAAGUAGAUCUCUUUUCUCCGAAGCACUCGCUCUUCCUAUCUGGCAAAAGUGCUGUUAUAGUAAAAAUCCACUGAGAUGUAAGUGCACCAAGCUUCUAAAGGCCAUGGGAGAUGUCACUCUCAUUGGUUUAUUGCAUGUUAUGCCUCCAACAAACCCAUGAUUAUUUUAUUAAAAGAGUGAAAACCUUUUAUAAACCAUGGUUUUAUGGUGCAGCAGCCUCUAUUCCACUGUUAAACUAGCAAAAGUGGAUUUGGAAUGAAGACAUUUGUGUCAUUAGCAACCAACACUAUGCGCUUAUAACAAUAGAGCCCUUAGUCUUGUUUAAAUAUAAGUAUUUUAAAAUCAAAUUACAAAUGUAUGUAUAUAUAUAUAUAUUUUCCAUUGUUGUUUACAUUGCUGGAAGACCCCAGUGACAUGUUAACCUUGUUCUGCUUGACAAAUCUUGAUUGUACAUAUAUUCUCCAUUAUCCUGCUUCCUAACUCUUAUAUGAAAUAUGGUCUUGCCCUUGUUAUACUGUGAUAUCAUAAUGUUGCAUGACAAAUAAUACUCCCUAUUUUACUGUGAGUCAGUUUAUUCAUCAUCUGCAAAAAAAAUUGAGACAGAAAUAUAAUUCAUGCAAUGUCAUUGCUAUUACAAAAUCAUGCCGCAGAAGAAAAGCUACCGUGCAACUCUCACUGCAGGAGUGAUCCACAAGUUUACUUCUAUGACCAGUACUGACUCAUUUUCUUUUU
Messenger RNA from Pleuronectes platessa (European plaice), 3520 nucleotides. It is a transcript of the gene gpr17, whose product is annotated as G protein-coupled receptor 17. The record is from RefSeq and is a predicted model, not a curated record. The transcript has 2 exons. Gene Ontology annotation, molecular function: G protein-coupled receptor activity. Gene Ontology annotation, cellular component: membrane. The coding region runs from base 196 to 1191 and encodes 331 amino acids. Gene Ontology annotation, biological process: positive regulation of Rho protein signal transduction; phospholipase C-activating G protein-coupled receptor signaling pathway. Lineage: Eukaryota; Metazoa; Chordata; Actinopteri; Pleuronectiformes; Pleuronectidae.